Molecule: messenger RNA, 2776 nt
Organism: Loxodonta africana (African savanna elephant)
Lineage: Eukaryota; Metazoa; Chordata; Mammalia; Proboscidea; Elephantidae
Gene: GATA2
Product: GATA binding protein 2
Exons: 6
Coding region: 201-1739 (512 amino acids)
Biological process (GO): cell fate commitment; positive regulation of transcription by RNA polymerase II; positive regulation of angiogenesis
Cellular component (GO): nucleus
Molecular function (GO): RNA polymerase II cis-regulatory region sequence-specific DNA binding; DNA-binding transcription factor activity, RNA polymerase II-specific; zinc ion binding
Source: RefSeq, a predicted model, not a curated record
CCGGCGGGCCCGAGGCCGAGGCGCGCGCUGCCCCCUGCCUCUACGGCUUGAGCCCAGCCAGCCCCCGGACGCGCCGUCCCCGGGUCCGCGGUCCCCGGGCUUCUACCGGUGCUGCCCACCUCUUGUGGCCUCAACCCCCUCCCUGCGGCGCUGCGUGUGGCCGCUGCCGCCUCCACCCAGAUCCCGAGCCCCUGCUGGCCAUGGAAGUGGCGCCAGAGCAGCCGCGCUGGAUGGCGCACCCCGCCGUGCUGAAUGCGCAGCACCCCGACUCGCACCACCCGGGCUUGGCACACAACUACAUGGAGCCCGCGCAGCUGCUGCCUCCCGACGAGGUGGACGUCUUCUUCAACCACCUCGACUCACAGGGCAACCCCUAUUAUGCCAACCCGGCGCACGCGCGGGCACGCGUCUCCUACAGCCCCGCACACGCCCGCCUCACCGGAGGCCAGAUGUGCCGGCCACACUUGUUGCACAGCCCUGGGUUGCCCUGGCUGGACGGGGGCAAAGCAGCCCUCUCUGCUGCUGCUGCAGCACACCACCACAAUCCCUGGACCGUGAGCCCCUUCUCCAAGACUCCACUGCACCCCUCGGCUGCUGGAGGCCCGGGAGGCCCACUUUCCGUGUACCCAGGGGCUGGCGGUGGGAGUGGGGGAGGCAGCGGGAGCUCGGUGGCCUCCCUCACACCCACCGCAGCCCACUCGGGCUCCCACCUCUUUGGCUUCCCACCCACGCCACCUAAAGAAGUGUCUCCUGACCCCAGCACCACAGGGGCUGCCUCCCCGGCCUCAUCCUCUGCUGGAGGCAGUGCAGCCCGGGGGGAGGAGAAGGAUGGCGUCAAGUACCAAGUGUCGCUAACUGAGAGCAUGAAGAUGGAAAGCAGCAGUCCGCUGCGCCCAGGCCUGGCGGCCAUGGGCACCCAGCCUGCCACACACCACCCCAUCCCCACCUACCCUUCCUAUGUGCCAGCCACUGCCCACGACUACGGCAGCGGACUCUUCCACCCUGGAGGUUUCCUGGGCGGCCCUGCCUCCAGCUUCACCCCCAAGCAGCGCAACAAGGCACGCUCCUGCUCAGGCCGGGAGUGUGUCAACUGUGGGGCCACAGCCACCCCUCUCUGGCGGCGAGAUGGCACUGGCCACUACCUGUGCAACGCUUGCGGGCUCUAUCACAAGAUGAACGGGCAGAACCGGCCGCUCAUCAAGCCCAAGCGGAGACUGGUAGGCAACGGGCUGGGGCCGGCUGGGGGUGGACGUCCUAGGUCUGAGCAGCGCCCGGUGGACGUUAACCUGAGCAGGAGCGGACAGUUAAAGAAAUCGGCUGCCAGGAGAGCAGGCACCUGUUGUGCAAAUUGUCAGACAACAACCACCACCUUAUGGCGCCGAAACGCCAAUGGAGACCCCGUCUGCAACGCCUGUGGCCUCUAUUACAAGCUGCACAACGUUAACAGGCCACUGACCAUGAAGAAGGAAGGGAUCCAGACUCGGAACCGGAAGAUGUCCAACAAAUCCAAGAAGAGCAAGAAGGGGGCUGAGUGCUUCGAGGAGCUGUCUAAGUGUAUGCAGGAGAAGUCAUCCCCCUUCAGUGCGGCCGCCCUGGCCGGACACAUGGCGCCUGUGGGUCAUCUCCCACCCUUCAGCCACUCCGGACACAUCUUGCCCACGCCGACACCCAUCCACCCCUCCUCCAGCCUCUCUUUUGGCCACCCCCACCCGUCCAGCAUGGUGACCGCCAUGGGCUAGGGAUAGCCUUCCACUGAACGGACAGAUGGAUGUAGAGUAGGGAGAAGGCCAAGCAAGACUGGGCGCCCCCAGGAUGGGUGACAAACCCUUGGCUGCCCAUCCUUCCCUGAAGACCGUUGCCACUCCUGCCUGCGCAGCCGAGCCGAAGGCCUCCAUCUCCUUGUGGCCCCUGACCGGUGCCCACCCCACCUGUUGGCAAUUACUGUGAAGCCCACCCCCUGGGUGGAGAGGCUGCCUCUGCUCCUUGCCACCCAGGUGGGAUUGCCAUCACGAACAGUUGUUUGGAGAGCAAAAAAGACAACUUUAUGAAGAGCAAAGGAGGGACAUUUUUAGAAGGAAAAAGGAGUAGGCAAAAAUAAUUUAUUUUGCUCUUGUUUAUAACAAGGACCUAAGGACACGGAGAUCCGAGCAAUUCCAAGUCCUCCUGGCCAAACCCUCCUUAGGCCAAAUGCCGCUCAGCUGGUCUCCUUGCCAGGUCUCUGGGAUAGAUCUGGGGGUCUCGACCUGUAUUCUGUGCACCUCUGGUGUCCUCCUCUGAAAUAAAUGGACUCCAGGCUGGGCUGGGCCGAGGCCAGAAGGACCCCCUGACGGGAGGGUGAGCUGGUGUGGGCCAAGCUGCUGGUCCUGGAGGGCAGGCCCCUGUGGGAGAGACAAUCACAGGCGGUCCUGCGCAGAUUCCCAGGCCAGGGUUGGGUCACAGGAAGGAAACGACAUUUUCUUGAAAGGGGAAACGUCUCCCAGAUCGCUCCCCUGACUCUGAGGCUGAAGCUGUUGUGGUCCAUGUCCCUGUAAUGGGCUGGAGCCGCAGCCCUGUCUUCUCAGCCCGGGAACGGACCGCUGUACAUACAUCCCUUUUCUGCUAACCCCCCAGCCCCUUCCCCUCCCACUCUGAGGUAAAAGAAAAAAUGUUUAAAAACAAACUGCAUAAGCUUAUCUCGCUGAUGAGUUAUUUUAUUUUUAAACUCUUUUUGGAUCCAGUCAAUUGUACGUUACCACAGAAGUUCUGCUAUGGAAAGAAAUAAAAUCUACAAACCCAG